Molecule: messenger RNA, 1291 nt
Organism: Tachyglossus aculeatus (Australian echidna)
Lineage: Eukaryota; Metazoa; Chordata; Mammalia; Monotremata; Tachyglossidae
Gene: SH3BGRL2
Product: SH3 domain binding glutamate rich protein like 2
Exons: 4
Coding region: 201-524 (107 amino acids)
Cellular component (GO): cytoplasm
Source: RefSeq, a predicted model, not a curated record
GGCUGUGCUCCGCUCAGCGUUGUGCCCUGUGCUGCCGGCCCUGCUCCGCUCCGCUCCGUCCUGCUCUGCGCUGUAGGCUCGGCUCAGCCCUGCGCUGUGCCCUGUGCUGCCGGCUGUGCUGUGCCCUGUCCUGCCGGCUCUGCUCCGUCCUGCCCUGCGCUGUGCCCUGUGCCCCGCGCUGUGCUCGGCCCUGUGCCGCGAUGGUCAUCCGAGUGUUCAUCGCCUCCUCCUCCGGCUUCGUGGCGAUAAAGAAGAAGCAGCAGGAUGUGGUCCGGUUCCUGGAAGCCAACAAGAUUGAGUUUGAGGAGGUGGACAUCACCAUGUCAGAGGCCCAGAGACAGUGGAUGUACCGCAACAUCCCAGUGGAGAAGCAGCCAGCGCAAGGCAACCCUCUUCCUCCCCAGAUCUUCAACGGGGACCAGUACUGCGGGGAUUAUGACGGCUUCUUUGACUCUAAGGAAAGCAACACAGUCUUUUCAUUCCUGCGCCUGAAACCCAGAUUGGCGUCCAAGGCCGAGCCCUAGGAGAAAUGCCAGGCCGAGGACGGACGCCUGCUUUGAAGAGCCAAACGGUCCCUGAACGCCAACCCCCGGCUCCCCGAGUCCCCGUGCCAAGCCGGUCUGCAGCGCCGAAACUCAGCUGGGCCUUGCGGGGGGCUCCCCGAAGGCGCGGGACGCGGGGGGCUGUAAGAGAUGGCUGACGCAGGGCGGCUUCUUCCUUCUUUCCCGUUUCCUCCCCGGGCCACGGGAUUCAGGGAUUAGCCCGCGCCCCGCACCGCUGUUCUCUCUCCCCACCCCGGGACCGGCAGAGACGGGGUCGGACGAUCAAACGGUCCACCACCCGGUGACGUGCGGAGCACUGUGCUAAGCGCUCGAGAGAGUCCACUCCAACAGGAUUGGCGGACGCGUCCCCCGCCCAUGAUGAGCGGGGGCUAGGGAAGCGGCAGGGCCUAGCGGAGGGAGCCCGGGGCUGGGAGUCGGAAGGACCUUGGGCAAGCCACUCUGCUUCCUCGGUGCCUCUGUUUCCUCGUCUGUAAAGCGGGAGUUGGACGGUGGGACGGGGGCCGCGUCCAACCCGAUUCGCUCGUAUCCGCCCCGGCGCUUGGCGCAGAGGAAGCGCCUGACAAAUGCCGUUAGCAAGCGUCGUGUCUGCCGUCGUGUCUGCCGUCGGGAUGGCAGAUCCCGUCUCCCGUCAGCACGGCCGCCCGCACCUGGUUUCACCAUCAAUCAAUCGUAUCGAUUGAGCGCUUACUGUGUGCAGAGCGCUGUACUGAGCGCUUGGGAAGUCCAAG